This is a messenger RNA of Cladophialophora yegresii CBS 114405, 780 nucleotides long. RefSeq lists its product as uncharacterized. The transcript is spliced from 2 exons. The record is from RefSeq and is a predicted model, not a curated record. Lineage: Eukaryota; Fungi; Ascomycota; Eurotiomycetes; Chaetothyriales; Herpotrichiellaceae. Gene Ontology annotation, molecular function: oxidoreductase activity, acting on the CH-OH group of donors, NAD or NADP as acceptor. Bases 1 to 780 code for a protein of 259 amino acids.
AUGCCCUCAUAUCUUGUGACAGGCGCCAAUCGUGGCCUGGGAUACGGCUUUGUGCAGUAUCUGGCCAAAGACCCAGCAAACACAGUCAUCGGCAUCGUGCGCGACAAAGCCACCGCGGACAAGUCUGUGGCUGCCGACGGCCUCAAGAAUGUCACCAUGGUCGAGGCCGAAAUCGCCAAUCACAAAUCCCUCGUGAAAGCAAGGGACGAGGUAGCCAACAUCACCGGCGGCUCGCUCGACUACCUGAUCAACAAUGCCGCGUUGAUUGAUCGGAAGACCGCGGGCAAGGCAUUGGACGAGUUCGACAACAAGACCGAGUUGUUGGAGGACGCACUCAUGGAGUCCUUCAGGGUCAAUGUGGUGGGCAUCAUCCACACCAUCAACGUGUUUCUGCCGCUGGUGAAGAAAGGCUCGGCCAAGAAAGUGGUGCUCAUUUCGAGUGGCAUGGCUGAUCCGGCGCUCAUCAAUUCCGGCAUCGCAGCCGGCGCGCCCUACACGAUUAGCAAGGCGGCAGCGAACACGGCCAUUUACAAGUACAAUGCCAAAUACAAGAAGGAGGGGAUCCUGUUCUUUGCGUUGUCCCCGGGCAUUGUUGCUACUUGGGGAGAGGGAGAAGAACCAGCCGUGGUGGACGACCUGAGAAAGGGCGCUCCUGGCUGGGGAGGGCCUAUGACGCCCAUGGAGGCGGCGACAGCUUGUUUCAAGGUGAUUCACUCUUUCAGUGCGGAAGAGAAUGGCGGCUCGUUUGUUUCUCACCAUGGGAAUCAACAAUGGCUAUGA